AAGACUCUGUAUGUGAGCAAAGACAGCAACCAUUUGAAUUUGCUAGAGGUGUUUUGGUGCAUUGACAGUUGUUAUUGUUGUUGUUGCCGUUGCUUGUUUUUGACUCGAUAAAUUUUUCGACGUAGAUCAUAUUGAAAAACAAGAAUAAUACAAAAUACAAUUCUUAUCUUCGUCACUCUAUUUUUGUCAUUUAAUUUCUUGUUAUACGUCAUAUAGAUCUGCACACGACCGCACAGUUUGCAGAAAUUUCAGCUAAAAAAUCAAUUGGCAUGUAAAUUUUAAGUGUGAAAAAGCAAUUUGUGCUGGAAAAAAGGAAGAAAAGAAGAAACAUCAACCGAUAUUUAUUUAGUAAAGUGCAAAAAAAACCAAAUUAAUAUUUAAUAAUGGCAUUCUCAUUGAGGACCAAUCAAAUUCUAGUUAAAUCUGUGCGAAAUGGCUAUAUAAGGAAGAUUUUGGCAUGUAACUUCGCAACGAUUCGACCGGGCAACAGGAAGAUUUUCGGAAGUGCUGAAGAUGCCGUUAUGGAUAUUCCUGAUGGAUCGAAACUGCUGGUGGGUGGUUUUGGAUUGUGCGGAAUUCCAGAAAAUUUAAUUGGUGCUAUGCUCAAGCAAGGAGCAAAAGAUUUGACAGUUGUUUCAAAUAAUGCUGGUGUUGACAAUUUUGGAUUGGGACUUUUAUUGAAAAAUCAUCAGGUUAAACGAAUGAUAUCGUCGUAUGUCGGUGAAAAUGCAGAGUUUGAAAAGCAAUAUUUGAUCGGUCAAUUAGAAUUAGAAUUAACACCACAAGGAACACUUGCUGAACGGAUUCGGGCUGGCGGUGCUGGAAUUCCGGCAUUCUUCACACCAACUGCCUACGGAACACUUGUCCAUGAAGGUGGCUCGCCGAUCAAGUACAAAGAGGACGGAAAUGUUGAAAUUACCAGUGGCAAACGUCAAGAGCAGAUGUUCAAUGGGAUUUCAUACAUUAUGGAAGAGGCCAUCGUUGGUGACUAUGCCCUCAUCAAAGCACAAAAAGCCGAUGAAUUGGGAAAUUUAGUGUUCAGCAAAUCAGCCAGAAAUUUCAAUCCAACUAUGUGCCGUGCAGCUAAAUGUACUAUAGUCGAAGUAGAAGAAAUCGUACCAGCGGGAUCGAUUGAUCCAGAACAAGUGCACAUACCUAGCAUUUUUGUACAUCGAAUCAUUCAGGGAGGCAAUUAUGAAAAACGCAUCGAACGACUCAAAAUAACAUCCGCAUCGACGGGUGCCAGCGGCGAACUAUCGGGCGCCGAAAAAAUGCGUGAACGAAUCGUACGACGAGCAGCACUUGAAUUCGAGGAUGGUUCAUACGUUAACUUAGGUAUAGGCAUACCGAUGUUAGCUUCGAAUUAUAUUCAAGAUAAAGACGUAAUGUUGCAAUCAGAGAACGGAAUACUUGGCCUGGGGCCAUUCCCGACGAAGGAUCAGGUCGAUCCCGAAUUGAUAAACGCCGGAAAAGAAACUGUGACCAUUUUGCCAGGAGGAUCAUAUUUCAGUUCAGAUGAUAGUUUUGCUAUGAUUCGAGGCGGUCAUAUCGAUGUUUCGGUGCUGGGUGCCAUGGAGGUAUCACAAUACGGAGAUCUGGCCAACUGGAUGAUUCCCGGAAAAUUAGUCAAGGGUAUGGGUGGAGCCAUGGAUCUAGUGGCUGCUCCCGGCACAAAGGUCAUCAUCACAAUGGAACAUAACUCGAAAGACGGUGGCCACAAAAUCCUAGGCAAAUGCAAUUUACCUUUGACUGGCAAAAAUUGCGUUGACAUGAUCAUAACGGAAAAGGGUGUAUUCGAAGUAGACAAAGAGGCUGGUCUAACGCUAAUCGAAAUCGCCGAAGAUUUUCAAAUCGAGGAUAUAAUCGCCAGUACGGGAUGUGAAUUUGCUGUAUCAGAAGAUCUGAAACCGAUGAGGCAAUCAUAAUGUUAACAGCCAUAUUUUUCGUCAAAAAAAAACACAUAAAAAAUGUCAAAAGAUCAAAUGCUAUUGCAUUUAUUUAAAUAUUGAAUGUUCUUUUUUCUAUCGAAUAAAAUUAUUUGUUUAAAAAAUACAUUAAUUUAAA
This is a messenger RNA of Sitodiplosis mosellana (orange wheat blossom midge), 2064 nucleotides long. RefSeq names its product succinyl-CoA:3-ketoacid coenzyme A transferase 1, mitochondrial (gene SCOT). NCBI's taxonomy places the organism in Eukaryota, Metazoa, Arthropoda, Insecta, Diptera, Cecidomyiidae. The record is from RefSeq and is a predicted model, not a curated record. Gene Ontology annotation, molecular function: succinyl-CoA:3-oxo-acid CoA-transferase activity. Gene Ontology annotation, biological process: ketone body catabolic process. Gene Ontology annotation, cellular component: mitochondrion. The transcript is spliced from 7 exons. Bases 384 to 1925 code for a protein of 513 amino acids.